AUGGCAGACGUCGAAAUGGAGAACACGGAUUACGAUCCAGACCCAAUCGUGUCCUCAUAUGACAUCUAUAUCAAACCUCAACUUGCGGGGAAUCUCCAGAUGUACAUCCUGCAAUUCCCCAAUCGCGAUUCAAGACAGCAGUACAACAGAGCCAAAAACUCGGAGCCACUCAAGAUGCGAAUCAAGCCAAAUGCGGGAAUGGUAGAGCUGGAUGUGCCGAUGGAUGCUCAUAUAAAUUAUGACAAGAAGAAAGGCCUGGCAUGGGGUGGUGCAAUGAAGAAGAGUAUGGAGUCCAAGGGAACCGGGAGUCAUGGUUUGCCAGGAGGAUUUGGAAUUGGAGCAGCACCACCAAGUGGCAGAGGGCGAGGACGAGGCGGUAUCGUAGACCAGGAAGCAAUACAGAGCCAGAUUUUGGCUGAUUACCAAAACGCCGUUCGGAACGAGAGGGUGCUGGUCAAGCAGACUUUGGGAGGACAGGCAAUGGCAAAGGAUGACACUACACCACAGUAUAUGAUCGGAACUUUCUCUUCAAACGAACUUCAUCUUACUCCAGUCGACAAUGUUGUACAAAUGCGCCCUCAAUUCCACCAUAUCGAUGCGCAAUCGGAGCAAGAUCGAGCAGGUCGGGCUCGAGACCCUGCAGCUGGACCUAGAGCUCCCCCAGAUGCCCGUGCUAUACACAUGACUGUCAAAUCCAAUGUCGAUGGGGAAGAAGAUACGACUGACACCAUGGCUGCACGAAUUACGCUCGCUCAAUCAGAAGCCUGGAAGAGCCACCGCUAUGUUGACGAAGAAGAGGGAGAGUGCUGGGAGGGGUUUGACCAGCACCUGUUCGUGGGCUCCAAGGCCGCCGAGAGCCGUGAUGAAGAAAUGAUGGGAAAGCCGAAAUUGUUGAGUUGCUUGAAUAAUGCGGAGUAUCUGAAUGAGAUCAGUGCACCAAUGGACGCAGCAAAGUUGUCGAGAAGUCAGAAGGUCAAGAAGGGAAAGGGGAAAGGAAAAGAGAAAGUCGUUGAAGGAGAAGGUGACGGAGCUGAAAGCGACACUCUGGAUGCGAUAUCAGAUCCAUCUAUGUCAGAUACUGAAGACGAGGACGUUGCUCCAGCACCAAAAGUAUGA
Molecule: messenger RNA, 1116 nt
Organism: Cadophora gregata
Lineage: Eukaryota; Fungi; Ascomycota; Leotiomycetes; Helotiales; Ploettnerulaceae
Exons: 2
Coding region: 1-1116 (371 amino acids)
Biological process (GO): DNA-templated transcription
Cellular component (GO): RNA polymerase III complex; nucleus
Source: RefSeq, a predicted model, not a curated record